GAAAAAUCUUUAUCAAGAUCUGGGCCUCCGAAAUCGUCACAAUCUCAGAUCUGGUUUUAGUUUAAGCACUUUCAUUUGCUGAAACUUUCACAUUCCCAUGAUGCAAUGGCUGAUCCAUACAGACAUUCUUCAUUAUAUUAUAGUGCUGCCAUUUCCUGUGCUAGCAUAGCCUUUUGUGUUGCAACACUGUCAACAUUUUUGGCAUUAAAUGUUGGAUUAGAUGUGAACCCACAAGUUGAGAAAUAUGAACCAGAUUAUUCUGUAUAUCAUAACCUGACAGAAAUUUUGGACCAUGUUAAAAGCCUUAUGCAAAAAUAUGGUGAAUACAUGUACCGAAGUGAAGAAUACAAAUCUAGGAUGGGAAAAUCCCAAAUUCUUAUCAGGGUAUCCAAUUUUUCUUCAGAAAAGACAGCACCACAUCGUAUUAAAAUUUUUCUUGCCUACGGGGAACAUGCCAGAGAGUUUUUCCCUGUGGAAAGCAUGUUUUAUUUUAUAAAAAAUCUGACGGCUGGGCUUGACAAGAACUUGCAAGGCACUGCUAGCCAUACAUACUCAACGUGGGUCCUCAACAAUUUUGAUCUCUUCAUUGUGGCCAUGGCGAAUCCAGACGGUAGAGAACACAUUGAACAAUCUAAAAACUACUGCUGGAGAGGGACGAGUGCUGGCGUGGAUAUAAAUAGAAACUUUGACUGGAGUUUUGGUGACCAUGGAAGCUCUAAAGAUCCUCACGAUGGGGAGUACAGAGGACCAUAUGCAUUUUCAGAACCUGAAACUGAAAUAUUUAAACAUCUGAGUGACACAUUUAAAUUUGAUGCCUUUGUGUCAUUUCACUCAGGGAUUCGCCACAUAUACAUUCCAUUUGCUGAUUCCAAAUCUAAACAUAACCACCGAGUCCCAGACAACUACGAAAACUUGUUGGAACUGGCCAAACAAAUGGCCACAUCAUCCCCCACUAGACCAUUCCAGUACGGGCUGGCGUACAACCUCAUAGGCUACACGGCUGAUGGGACGUCAUUUGACUACAUGCAAGGGGUGGCGAAGGUUCCAUUUUCACUUGCUAUUGAGCUGUGGGAAAAUAAAAAUCAUGUGGGUAGAAGUUGUUUUGAUGAGUUCAAUCCAGAGGGGAGACUACUAGAGGAGGAGGUUUCAUUAGUUCACCCACUGUAUGUAGAAUUAUUGACUUACCUGUAUCUUUGGAAAAGGAGACAUGUUGGAAGAGAUAUACUAGAGAUGACUGGGGAUUCAAAGUUUGAUGUAAGAAAAAGUGAAGAUGUUGUGUCACACAGUUUACAAUCCAAAUCAUCACCAUUGGACCAGCCCAGUGCCUUUUCAGAAAGUCAUACAACUUUUGUGCUGUUUUCCAUAUUUUCACUCAUCUGUGUAGCCCUCGGAGGACGACAUAUAUGCAGCUUAAUGAGAAAGAAGCGCAUCAUCAGUUUAAAAGCUUUAAGUUCCACCUUUUCCCUGUUUAAAAGCUUAUGACAUAUCUGUCUAGUAGUUUAUUGGGAUGUUAUAUUGGGAAUUACCACUGUCAGCAGUGUUGCGGAGUCUGUUGUCUGUAAAAAAAAUUUUUUAACUUUUUAUCUGUCUCUUUGGCCAAAGAUUCAUCACUGACUUGUAACAGGCUACAACACUGAAGUUGCUGAAAUGUUUACAGAAUGGAAGUGUUUAACAUACCAACUAGAACAAAAAUUUAAUUAGCCAGAUUAAUGUAUGUACUUAUUUAAAAUUUCCAUUAAGUGUUAUUUUUAAAAAAGGUUGUGUAUUUUAAAAGCUAUUGUGGGUUUUUAAGUCAUUUCAAUGGAGACAUUUAAACAAAAUUAUAAUAUUGAUAUGAAAAAUAUGAACUGACAAAAAUUAUAUUUGUAGUUUUACUUUU
Messenger RNA from Physella acuta, 1879 nucleotides. Its product is annotated as carboxypeptidase B. Lineage: Eukaryota; Metazoa; Mollusca; Gastropoda; Physidae. Gene Ontology annotation, molecular function: metallocarboxypeptidase activity; zinc ion binding. The record is from RefSeq and is a predicted model, not a curated record. Gene Ontology annotation, biological process: proteolysis.